Cryphonectria parasitica EP155 is the source of this 2106-nucleotide messenger RNA. RefSeq lists its product as uncharacterized. Bases 1 to 2106 code for a protein of 701 amino acids. The record is from RefSeq and is a predicted model, not a curated record. Gene Ontology annotation, biological process: amino acid transmembrane transport. Gene Ontology annotation, molecular function: amino acid transmembrane transporter activity. Lineage: Eukaryota; Fungi; Ascomycota; Sordariomycetes; Diaporthales; Cryphonectriaceae. Gene Ontology annotation, cellular component: vacuolar membrane. The transcript is spliced from 6 exons.
AUGUCCGACGGAAGAAGUAAUCCCUCGACAUGGGACGCAUAUGAGCGGGGUGGCUCCCCAGAUCGACCUGGGAGCUUUUCCACCAGCGAAGCGAGACACAUCGCCUUUGACGACAACCAAUACCUUGGGCAGAGCCUCCGCACAACGGGUGCAGGAGAUUCAGAUGACAAUCUUCAGGCGAGACGGAGGAGGAGAUCUUCCGUCACGAACCGCAUCUCCGCCCUCGGCGACGUAGGAGGCGUCAACUCGAUUCGUUCCUUUCAACGCUCCUUGCAACGCGCGGCCGGUUUCCCAGAGGUUAUCCCACAGCGCCCGUCCUUCGUCUUCGCACCUGACCAAGAUCCCCUCGUCGCACACGAUGGAAUCCCAUACGGGCGGCGCGACGAAGAGGUGGGCGUAGGCCAUUCUGUGCCGCGCGUCUCCCUGCUGCGUCAGCAUCUCGAAGCCUCGAGCCCUGAGGAUGCGAUCCGGGACGAUAGCCCCGAGCCUUCUGGUCCUAGCGAGAUCCAGCCACUCCUGGGGCCUUCGGGUCGGCACUCUAGCCUGACGGGCUCAUUUCGCGAGCGGGAGCGCAAGGCGCUGGACAACGAGCUGCGUCGGACCUUCAGUACCAGCAGCGGCGGGACCCCUGGCAGCAUCUUCGCCGUUCCCCCUCAGCUUGCCACACCGGACAUUAUAGGGAGUUAUGGCUCGUUCCGCGACUACGGAAGCAUGUCCGGCGAGGAGGAGGCCCUCGGCAGAGAGUCCAUGGCUCAGGCUGGGGAGAUGUGGCGCCAGCAGCAGAUGAGCGGAAAUGCGCCGGAUGGGGAGAUGGAGCCCAUCUUGGUGAAGGAGGUUGAGGCUGAGGAUGGAAAGAUCGUGCUCACGGUGAAGGGCCAGAGCACACUGCCGCAGACGGUCUUCAACUCGAUCAAUGUUUUAAUUGGAGUCGGCCUCCUGAGUUUACCCAUGGGCAUCAAGUACGCAGGCUGGCUCUGCGGCAUGGUUACCCUCCUCGGUGCGGCGGCUGUCACCUCGUACACAGCGAAAUUGCUCGCUAAGUGCAUGGAACUCGACCCGAGCCUGAUCACCUUCUCUGACCUCGCAUACAUCUCGUUCGGCCGCAAUGCUCGUAUUGCCACGAGUAUUCUCUUCACGCUGGAGCUCCUCGCCGCCUGUGUGGCUCUCAUCGUCCUCUUUGCCGAUUCCAUGGAGCUGCUUUUUGACGGUGUGCUAUCCUUGAACCAGUGGAAGAUGAUCUUUGCCAUCAUUCUGGUACCCCUGAACUUUCUGCCGCUGAGGUACUUGAGCUUCACCAGCAUCAUCGGCAUAUUAUGCUGCUUUACAAUUGUCUUGAUCGUAAUCAUUGACGGCCUGCUCAAGCCAGACUCGCCUGGUUCUCUGAUCACACCGGCAGUCACUUACCUUUUCCCUGCAAACUGGCUGACGCUGCCGCUGUCCUUUGGUCUGCUCAUGUCUCCCUGGGGUGGUCAUGGCGUGUUUCCAAACAUCUACCGAGACAUGCGGCACCCGCACAAGUACGGUCGCGCUGUCAAAAUUACCUUCUCCUUCACGUGCCUCCUUGACGCCACCGCUGCUGUUGUCGGCCUUCUCAUGUUCGGUGACGACGUGCUGGACGCCAUUACCUCCAAUAUCUUCCUCACCGCCGGAUACCCAAAGGCGCUGACCUACAUACUGUGUGGUGUUAUUGCCAUCAUCCCUCUGACCAAGGUCCCUUUGAACGCCAGGCCUAUCAUCUCGACUGCUGAGGUGAUCCUGGGUGUACAUCAGCAAGCGAUCGCAGAAGGAUCUUCGGUCAUGGUGGGAAGGUCGGCAUACUUUAGAGGGAUCAUGAAGAUUGUCAUCCGCGUGGUGACUGUCUUGAUAUUCCUGAUCAUCUCUAUUGUCUUUCCGGCCUUUGACUCGAUUAUGGCCUUUAUGGGAUCUGCUCUGUGUUUUACGAUAUGUGUAUCCCUGCCUCUCGCCUUCCACCUGAAGCUAUUUGGUCAGCAGAUCAGCAAGACGGAGAAGCUUGUCAAUUGGGUACUCAUGCUCCUCUGCAUCGCUUUGUCUCUGAUCGGUACUGUGUGGGCAUUUCUGCCCAAGAGCCUGAUUGGGGCAGAGUGA